Molecule: messenger RNA, 519 nt
Organism: Aphanomyces astaci
Lineage: Eukaryota; Oomycota; Saprolegniomycetes; Saprolegniales; Verrucalvaceae
Exons: 2
Coding region: 1-519 (172 amino acids)
Source: RefSeq, a predicted model, not a curated record
AUGCCCAGGCCCGUCAAGACCCGCUUCUCGGAUGCCGAGGACAUAUUGAUCUUGCGGGAGGUCAACGCGAGACUCCCAUUCACUGCAAAAAGGGGUUCCGUCAUGCUGGCGUGGAACACUGUGGCCGACGCUGUGUCGACGAAGCACGACUUUGCUCGGCCUGGCUUCGACGGCAAACGAGCCCUGAACAGAUUCACUCUGCUGAUGGAAGGCCACCGUGCGAACAACGACGUGUCGGCACGUGCAUCAGGGAUCGAUGAAGACCACGACGAGAAGACCCAGCUGCUGCACGAGCUGUUGGCGGUGUAUGAAGACUCCAAGGCACAAGACAAAGCGCGCCUUGUCGCAGCCCAACAAGAAGCCGAUCGCAUCGAGAAUAUGGGCGCUACCAUACGCGAGGAGGCAAUCCAGUCGUUGGCGCUGGUGUUUGUGGUGUUUUUUGUGUCGUUCAGCAGAAGUCCAGAAGAUUGCAAAGAUGUUGAGCUGCUGGACUCCCGUUCGGACUGUUUUCGUACGUGA